Messenger RNA from Bursaphelenchus xylophilus (pine wood nematode), 1939 nucleotides. The record is from the annotation of a GenBank genome assembly. NCBI's taxonomy places the organism in Eukaryota, Metazoa, Nematoda, Chromadorea, Rhabditida, Aphelenchoididae.
AUGUUCUUUCUGUCUCUUCUCGCAUGCUUACAAUUCAUUGGACUUGCAAGUUCGGCGAAGUUUAGCGCGUCCCUGCAAAAGCUAGGUUCGUCCAUCGAUCUUCAAGGAAAUUUUGAUUCCAAACAUCCCGUUUACGACUACUUGGAGGACGAAUAUUGCGGUAGGACAACUCAUUUUUUGGAAGCGGGCAGCUAUAUUAAAACUUAUUAUAUUUCAAAAUUUUAGUCACCGUCGCUAUUGGAACUCCGCCAAAAGAGUACAAUCUAGUAGUCGACACAAGCAGUGACGUGAGUUGGGUACCGCAUGUGGAGUGCGGAGAGGGCCCAAAAGGAUGUCAGCCGUGGUGCAAAGGUGGGUCCAGAGGCUGCUCAUCGUGUGAGUCGGAGCUGACUUUUGACGCCUUUUUUUAAUCGCCAAAAAAAGCAAAGUUAUUUCCGCCAAGGAACUUUUUGAGGAGUUUUUGUUGUGGCUCAAUGUGCAUGUUUCCGGGAGACCGGAGCAAUUCCCCAUUUGUAAAAUGGUAAAUGAAAUAUAUCCGUUUUUCAGAGAAACCCUGCAACUUCUUUUGCAUCAAAGAGUGCUGCAUUCCGGAGGAGCAACGGGACAAAGGUUGCUUGCGAAAGAAAAAGUACAAUCCAAAGGAGUAAGCUCAUUAUUUUCCCGACAGACCGGCAGUUCCGUCAAAUACGCAUAACGUUUUGUACAGCAAAGUAUUUUAGCUCCGAGACCUACGAAAAAUCUUCUACAGAUUUUUCCUUCAACACCUCCAUUGGCAGAGUUCAAGGAUUUUACGGGAAAGAUAACUGGACUCUGGGAAUAAGUUCAGGAGAACCGUUGUCUGUGGAUGGCUUCAAGUUUGGCCUUGUAACCACACUUGGCCAAAAAUACAACAAAUCUGCGUUUGAUGGGGUCCUGGGGCUGAGUCGGAGCAGGAAUCGUAAGUUGAGAGCUUUCUGAAGCUCCAAUCGAGCCUACAGGAAAAGCGCUCCAUGGGCAAGCUUGUAAUUUGUAAAUAACUUAACGAAAGUCUAAACGUCUAAAGUGAGGGACCUGACCCAGUGGCAAAAAACGUAUCAUUUUGCAUCCAGGAAGUAUCACAAAAUGUAGCAAAAUACCUCCAUCUCCAAGUAAAAAAAUUCCGAUUUCAAAAGCUUUUUGUGAGGGAAAGGACUCGCCCUUCAAAACGAAGUUUCUUCAUUUGGAGAAGGAGGCAUUUUGCCACAUUUUUUGAUACUUCCCGGAUGCGAAAUGAUACAUUUCUUGCCGUAGGAUCAGGUGUUUCACUGUACUUCAACUUUCGCUUUGAAAACCCGUUAUAAACUUUGCAAUAUUUUAUAAUCCCUAACGCCUGUUUUUAGCCAAAUCCUUUGCUGUCCAAGCCAUUGAAAGCGGUCUUUUGGACGAACCUCUUAUGUCCCUGCAUUUCAAAUUCGGGGGCUACGACAAACAUGGCCGUCUCGGCGGCGCUCUCACUCUCGGCGGUCUUGAUCAUGACAACUGCGGGUUUGUUAAAAGCUGGAUUCCGGUGGAAGACAACGCCGCGUGGAUCUUCAAAAUCGACCGGCCCGUUCUGAACGGCCACCCGUUGAAGGGCGCGUUGGCUUUGUCCGACACUAGUUCCGCCUAUCUGCAUGGCCCCUUCGAAUGGAUCUACCCGUUCGCGCGAGGCAUAGGCGCCGAUUACGUGACGAACAAGGACAUUUGGGUGACCGGCUGCGAUGCCAACUUCACAGUGACCUUUGACAUUGGCAAACACACCUACAACCUUCCAUGGGAGUCGCUCGUUCAAGAGGUUUCGCCCGACCAUUGCGAGUUGAUGGUGAAAGCCACCGGCUACACACCGUAUACUUGGGUGUUGGGAGCGCCAUUCGCUCAAGCGUAUUGUCAUGUUUAUGACUUCGAAAAGGGAAGAAUCGGGUUCGCGGAGAUUCUGAAGUAA